Serinus canaria (Common canary) is the source of this 4236-nucleotide messenger RNA. It is a transcript of the gene ORC4, whose product is annotated as origin recognition complex subunit 4. Gene Ontology annotation, cellular component: nuclear origin of replication recognition complex; nucleus. The transcript has 14 exons. Gene Ontology annotation, molecular function: ATP hydrolysis activity; DNA replication origin binding. Gene Ontology annotation, biological process: DNA replication; DNA replication initiation. NCBI's taxonomy places the organism in Eukaryota, Metazoa, Chordata, Aves, Passeriformes, Fringillidae. The coding region runs from base 152 to 1546 and encodes 464 amino acids. The record is from RefSeq and is a predicted model, not a curated record.
CGCGCGGCCGGUCCCGCCCUCUCCUCCCUCACCUGAGGGCGGGAAAGCGCCGUGAGGGCAGCGCGGGCAGGUGAGGUGGGCGGGCAGAGGGAGAGCCGUCGUCUGUCUUAGCCUGUCUCCUUUGCUGGAGGGACGUGCCGAGCAGCGGAGGAUGCGCCCUCCCGCCCGCCCUUCAUCUGCUCGGGCUCUGGCGUCUCUGAGGGAGCUGCGGAUGCAGCCUAUGAAACCUUCUGCAAUGAGCAAGCGAAAGUUGAAGGACAGCAGUGCAGAAAGUGCUGAGUGCAUUUCCCAGGUGCAAAAAAUCUUACGAGAAAGAUUCUGUCACCACUGUGCUGCUGGAAAACUGUUUGGGAUGGAGCAGCAGUACAGACAUUUGCUGGAGCUGCUGAAAAGAACCACGGUGCACGGGGAGAGCAAUUCCGCCCUCAUUAUCGGCCCCCGGGGAUCCGGGAAAACGGCGUUAUUAAAUCAUGUCUUAAAGGACCUCAGGGAAAUGGAACAAGUGAGAGAGAACCUCUUGGAAGUCCAUCUGAAUGGGCUUCUGCAGACAAAUGAUAAAGUGGCCCUGAAGGAGAUCACCAGGCAGCUGCAGCUGGAAAAUGUGGUUGGGGACAAAGUUUUUGGCAGUUUUGCUGAGAACCUUGCCUUCCUCCUUGAAGCUCUGAGGAAAGGAGACCGAACCAGCAGCUGCCCAAUUUUGUUUGUCCUGGAUGAAUUUGAUUUGUUUGUCCACCACAAGAACCAGACCCUGCUCUACAACCUCUUUGACAUCUCCCAGUCUGCACAGACCCCAGUGACAGUUAUUGGGCUCACCUGCAGGCAGGAUAUCCUGGAGCUCUUGGAGAAGAGAGUGAAGUCAAGGUUCUCCCACAGACAGAUAUAUUUGAUGAAUUCCUUUGAUUUUAAGCAAUACAUUAAGAUAUUUAAGAAACAGCUUUCUCUUCCUGCUGAAUUUCCAGAUGAGUCUUUUGCACAAAAAUGGAACAAUAAUGUUCAGCAUCUCUCAGAGGAUAAAACAGUGCAGGACGUGCUGCAGAACCUCUUCCACCACACCAAAGACCUGCGCUCGCUGCACUUGCUGCUGAUGCUGGCCAGCAGCGCAGUGACCGUGCACCACCCCCUGCUCACGGCUGCAGACCUGCAGGAGGCCAGCAGGCAGCACAGCACCGACUCCAAGGCCAACAUCGUCCAUGGUUUGUCUGUGCUGGAAAUCUGCCUCAUCAUAGCCAUGAAACACCUGAAUGAGGUCUAUGAUGGAGAGCCGUUCAACUUCCAGAUGGUUUACAAUGAGUUCCAGAAGUUCAUCCAGAGGAAGGCACAUUCUAUGUACAACUUCGAGAAGCCAGUUGUCAUGAAGGCCUUUGAGCACCUGCUGCAGCUGGAGCUGGUGCAGCCGCUGGAGCGGCCGUCGGCGCGGGCGCAGCGCGAGUACCUGCUGAUGAAGCUGCUGCUGGACAGCAGCCAGAUCAUGGAUGCCCUGCAGGUGUACCCCAACUGCCCCACGGAUGUCAAGCAGUGGGCAGCCUCCUCCCUCAGCUGGCUCUGAGCUCCACCAGCCCUGCUGGGAUGCUGGGAGCUCCAGCACAGGGAAUGUCUACCCCCAGGAAGGUGUUCAGAUCAGUGAAUUUUUGGAAGCAGCUUUCUUUGCUGAUCCAUUUGGGAUUUUCUAGGGAGAACGGUGCUGCAGUUCCCUUCCAGCAGCCAGAACUGCCUCACUCACUCCCAGGUGCUUUAGCUCAGCUCAGUGCCAACUCCUGCUCUCACACUCGGUUCCCACGUGGAGAAACCCAAGCUCUGGGGUUUCUCCCUGUGGCUGAGGGCUCUGGAUCCUGGCUCAGGCCAUGCUGCCCUCCUGGCUCCCUUCUACAGCCCCGUCAGGUCACAGCUAACACUGCACUUUUCCAUCUCAAAUCUGACUUGACGUGCAAAAUUUAUCCAAUUAAAUCUUUAAUCACAACUGAAUUUACUUCAUUAAAUGUUAAAUCCAGCAGGCUUCAGCCACCAAGGGCUGUUUUAUGCCAAGUACAAGGUAACAUCUUUCCAUACCCGAUUGUUUGGAGCAAAACUCAAGAGUUUGGCACAAGAGCUGCUGUAGGACCAGCCCCCUGUGUUUAUUUUAAAAUAAAGUUUUCGAAGAAGCGUUUGCAAGUCAGAGUAGUCACAUUUUUUAUUUUCCCGCUGGGGAAGAGGGCAGAGUAUACAUUUGUAUUUGUACAAUAUUUAACAAUCACUUUAUUGAGGGCGAGGGGGGGUUGGUUGGUUUUUUUGGCACUCGCAGAAAAGCAGCAAGUGCCUUUUAACAGUAGUACAACAACCUGUGCCCAAAACACUGACAAAUACAAAGAGGAAAGUUAAAGUAAUCGCUCACCAAACUCGAGAGGUAACGAAGAGGAGAUGGACUGAAAAAAACAAACUGGAGGGAGAAAGCAAAGCAGUCCUGCUGGUUGAGUAUCUGAGGUAACAGAUGUUCCAUCAAGGAUGCUACUGCAGUCCUUUUGCCCAGGGAUGUGUAUUGCAGCUUCCUGUGUUUUGUACCAAGUGUUCCUGAUUAACAGAAAUGUCUUUAAAAAGGUUAAAAAAGCUGGCAAAGAGGAGAGGCAGUGAUGACUGAUUGUGGAUGCUGAUGGGAGCAGGACAGGUCUCAGCACUGGCUACAGGUGAGGUUUGAGAAGUGCACCGCUGCGGUUCCUGGGUCAUUCCAUGCUGGGGGCAGUUUGGGAAUGCCCCAGGAAGGGCAGCACUGGUUCAGCCCCCUCCAGCAGCUCUGGGGCCCUGGGACAGGAACUUGUCACCCUCAACAGUCACAGCUGGUGAGGCCAGGCAGGAAGGGAGCAAGGGCACUGCCUGAACCAUGCCAGAAUCCUCCCUAGCACUCCUGCAUCCUGCCCUUGCUGCUCCCAGCUCACUCACUGUAUGCUCCGAAGGGACAGGAAUUCAUUCCCAAGCCCUGGGGGCACAGCUGGAGCACAGCAGCUGGGGAGAUCACUGAGCCAUUGAAAGCUUUGGGGAGAGCAGCCUUUCCUCAGGGACGCUACAUGGUGCUGGAAAUCCCAGGAAGCCGGGAGUGGAACAGAGCAGGGACAGCCCAAAGGUAGGAGCCAGCCCUGAGCCUGCUGCAGCUCCUUGGGAGGGUCACACACAAGGAGGGACUUGGAUACAGCUUCAAUUUUUGCACUGGAUUUCCAAGAGCAAAGAAUGAAAAGUGGCUCCAGUGCUGGCAGGGAAGGGUUAAAGCCCCGAGGUGUCCGUGGUUGGGAUUUGUUCAGAACUCCAGUCCUGCCCUGCUCUGAGUGAAGUUUAAUUAAAAGUGGAGCACAAAUGGAAGCGUCCAGCCAAGAGGACCCCACAAACUGGAUCUCCUUCCCUUUUCCAAGGGCCCCUUGGAGCAGGAUCCUCAGGCACAGCUGUGACCAGCAGUGCCACAGCCCUGGCUGGAACAUCAGCCCUUCCUCCCUCCCUGCCCAGAGCUGCCUCUGCUUCAUCCAUCACAUCCCACUGCUCCCAGGGGGAGUUCCCAGAUCCAGGUUCCAGCCAGCCUUCAGGAGCUGCCACCUGCUGCUUUCCAGACACUGGGUGUGGACACACGGACACAAGGACACACAGCACACCACGGGCCGCUGCCGGCUCUGCUCCAGGGGCUCACAGCGUUUAUUUUCCUUGGAAUUUGAUGUGAAGGAUCCAAUCAAUGCAUUUGGGAGAAGCACUUUGGCACCCAGCUACCAGUCACAGUAAUUCCAGCACAAGGCUUGACAUCCUGAACUCCAGUGCUGGAGUUGUGAAUUUCCAUGUUUUUCCUCGUUUUCUGGCCAUUGAAAUUCCUUUCGUUACCUCGGAAUGGUCAUUGCAUAUUGUGAGCAGAACUAGGUUAUCCCUGAAAUUUAACAUUUAGGAUCUGCAAUCUGUGGCUAGAACCUUGUGAGUGACUCCAGGCUCAACCUGUGGCUCACAGGCCGUGAGCUGCACUCCCCUCCCAUGGCACCGAGCUUUGAGUGGAGGGAAGCUGCAAAUCUCCAAGCAGAGGGUGAGGAAUUGGGGGAACUGAGCUUCCUGAGGUGAUCCUGAAACAGUGACACAGCCCCCACUGCCUGGCGGGACAGGGAACACGCGGCGACCUCGGCACAAACAUAAAUAGGAAAAAGACUCUUUUUAAAAAAAAAAAAACAACAAGAAUUCAGAGCUUUCCAGUGUCACAGCUCAGAGAAAAUUAAAAAAAAAAAAAAAAAAAAGAAAAAAAAA